Messenger RNA from Medioppia subpectinata, 744 nucleotides. Lineage: Eukaryota; Metazoa; Arthropoda; Arachnida; Sarcoptiformes; Oppiidae. The record is from the annotation of a GenBank genome assembly.
GAAAGUACGGGUGAAGUAAUCUUCGACAACAGUUUACUCAUUAUAACUGACAGUAAAUAUAUUGCGAGUAAUGAUAACUGUAUGACAGCCACCGAUGACCCGAAGGACAGGUCUGUGGCCGACGCGAAGGUGGAGGACAUGGAGGCCGGCGCUGAAGAGGAGGACAAGUUUGAGUGCGAGUGUAGGUUAGGUCCCAAUGAGAGCGCCUGUUAUACACAGUUCGCCAGACAGACAAUGAUUGACCACAGAAUCGAUUACCAGAGUUGCGAUUAUUGGGACGACGACUGCUAUAACCUAUUGAACGAACGCAUCAUUGCUAUCAUGUCUAUACUAAUCAACAGUUCCGCAGAGUUGCAGACGUCUGGCGGCCAUAAGAAGCAGAAGAAACGGCUGAAGACUUCUGUGAAGUUCCAGUGGAGGGGACGGCCGGUGUGUAAAGCGCUGUUCCUCUUCGUUCACGCCGUCUCUAAGCCGAAGUGGACUUACCUUAAGAAACGGUACCUCCAGUACGGAGUGGAGCCGCGACAGCACCAAAAUAAGAUCAAACCCAUCAAUAAUAACGCCAUUACCGGCGAUGAACGCAAAGCGAUUGUCCAUUUCAUCCGAGAGUACGGCCACCAAAACGCCCGCAACCCUAACGCCCCGUCAGACCACUGGGUGCUCACCGCCGAGCACUCCGUCAAAUCCAUUUACAGACACUUUUUGGACAAUUAUAGCGAACGACGGAUCAGUUACGAGACGUUC